CUCAGGCCCAUCUCACAGCUUGCCCGGGAAAUUUUGGAGUAUUUAGUAGGCGACACUCCAAUCUACAGUGACCGAAGCCCGCGCAGAUUCGCCAACUGUAAACCAAAUGUCUCCGCCGUCCAUCCACUAUCUGUUCGCUUACAAUUCUCUGCAGGCCCUCGGAUGGGCAUUUGCUCUCUCUAGAAUUUUGAGCAGCUUUGUAAUCACCAAGUCUUUUCAUGGAGCUUACGCUUCGGCUGGAGAGCUAAUCUGUUUGCUGCAAACAGUUGCAUUCUUGGAAGUUGUACAUGCGGCCAUUGGUAUUGUGCCAAGUGGAGUGGUGAAUACCCUGAUGCAAUGGGGAGGAAGGGUUCAUUUUCUGUUGGUGGUUGUUCGCCAAAUCGAUGAGGUCCAAGAGUUGCCAUCAGUUUUCAUAACUUUUGUUGCUUGGAGCCUAACUGAGGUAAUUAGGUAUCCGCAUUAUGCUUUGAACUGCAUAGGAAAUUGUCCAUCGUGGAUUACCUAUCUCAGGUACACUGCAUUCAUUAUGCUGUAUCCUACAGGACUUGUCCCUGGUGAAAUGUGGCUCAUGUACCAAGCACUUGAAUUUAUAAAGAAGAAGCAUCUCCAUGAAGAUUUAUUUAAUGGCCUUCCCUUCAGCUAUUAUAAUUUUCUCAAGGUUCUUCUUCUCUGCUACCCUUUCCUAGGUUUAAAGCUUUACCUGCAUAUGUUUAAGCAACGGAGGUCAAAACUUGGAAAACACCAUAAAAAGAAGAGAAUUUGAAGGUCGACGCUCUUUCAGAGUUACUAGUUGGUUGCCACUUAAUGGUAGCUCUGGAGCUUGAAACCUCAGAUGCUGUAUGCCAUGUAUCAUAUGUAAUACAUGUAUUACUGGGCUAAGCUGUGUUCAAUUGUACCGUUUAUGUACCUUUCAAUUUUUUUUUUAUCUCUAUCAUGUAAUACAUGUAUUACUGGGCUAAGCUGUGUUCUAGCUCAUACUUGGGCUGAUUUAAGGAAUAUUUGGCCAUUUGUUAGGCAGGAACUGGUUGUAAAAUUCAAAAUCCGUGUCAUAUAAUGUCUUUUGCUUUA
Messenger RNA from Corylus avellana, 1068 nucleotides. RefSeq names its product Protein-tyrosine phosphatase-like, PTPLA. Gene Ontology annotation, biological process: sphingolipid biosynthetic process; fatty acid elongation; very long-chain fatty acid biosynthetic process. Gene Ontology annotation, molecular function: 3-hydroxyacyl-CoA dehydratase activity. Gene Ontology annotation, cellular component: endoplasmic reticulum membrane. The record is from RefSeq and is a predicted model, not a curated record. Lineage: Eukaryota; Viridiplantae; Streptophyta; Magnoliopsida; Fagales; Betulaceae.